GGGCCCAGACGGGGCAGAGACGAGGCCAGAGCCUGCGCUGCUUCGCGCCCACCCAGCCAGAAAUGACGUGAUCUCCGCCCACAUUGCCCCACCCACCUUGGCCUGCGCGAAGCGGGAUUGCGUAGCGCGGGCCGCAGCUCGGGGGGCGGUGCCUGGAUCGCCUACGCCUUUCCUUUGGGUUCACGCAGCGCAGUCUUUGUCCGCCCGCAGCGCCCGCUGCGCUUUGUUCCAGGCGUCCGUGCCUCGGCCUGCUCGCUGCGCCUUCGAGCAGACCCGCCGCGCUGGCGUCGUCCUCGCCCCCCUCGCCGCCAGCCCCCGCACGCGGCCGGGCCUUGCCCUCCAUGGUCUCCCGGCCCGAGUCGGAGGGCGAGGCGAUGGACGCCGAGCUGGCGGUGGCACCGCCGGGCUGCUCGCACCUGAGCAGCUUCAAGGUGGACAACUGGAAGCAGAACCUGCGGGCCAUCUACCAGUGCUUCGUGUGGAGCGGCACGACAGAGGCCCGCAAGCGCAAGGCCAAGUCCUGCGUGUGCCAUGUGUGUGGCGUCCACCUGAACCGGCUACAUUCUUGCCUCUACUGUGUCUUCUUUGGCUGUUUCACAAAGAAGCACAUCCACGAGCACGCCAAGACAAAGCGGCACAACCUGGCCAUUGACCUUACAUAUGGAGGUAUAUAUUGCUUUUUGUGUCAGGACUACAUCUACGACAAAGACAUGGAAAUAAUUGCCAAAGAAGAACAGCGGAAGGCUUGGAAGAUUCAAGGUGUUGGAGAGAAGUUUUCAACUUGGGAACCAACCAAGCGGGAGCUGGAACUGCUGAAACACAACCCAAAAAGGAGGAAGAUCACUUCCAACUGUACCAUAGGUCUGCGAGGGCUGAUCAACCUUGGAAACACGUGCUUCAUGAACUGCAUUGUCCAGGCUCUAACCCACACACCACUCCUUAGGGACUUCUUCCUGUCUGACAGGCACCGCUGUGAGAUGCAGAGCCCCAGCUCCUGCCUGGUGUGUGAGAUGUCCUCGCUUUUUCAGGAGUUUUACUCCGGGCACCGGUCUCCACACAUCCCAUACAAGCUGCUGCACUUGGUAUGGACACACGCACGUCACCUGGCCGGCUACGAACAGCAGGAUGCGCAUGAGUUUCUCAUUGCGGCACUAGACGUCCUGCACCGACAUUGCAAAGGUGAUGACAGCGGGAAGAAGGCCAACAACCCUAAUCACUGCAACUGCAUCAUUGACCAGAUCUUCACGGGUGGGCUGCAGUCUGAUGUCACCUGCCAAGUCUGCCAUGGAGUCUCUACCACCAUAGACCCCUUCUGGGACAUCAGUUUAGACCUGCCUGGCUCCUCCACUCAGUUCUGGCCCCUAAGCCCAGGGAGCGAGGGCAGCAUGGUAAACGGGGAAAGCCAUGCAUCGGGCACUACAACACUCACGGACUGCCUGCGGAGAUUUACCAGACCAGAACACUUAGGGAGCAGUGCCAAGAUAAAAUGCAGUGGUUGCCAUAGCUACCAGGAGUCCACCAAGCAGCUCACCAUGAAGAAGCUGCCCAUCGUGGCCUGCUUUCAUCUCAAACGGUUUGAGCACUCAGCCAAGCUGAGGCGGAAGAUCACCACAUACGUGUCUUUUCCCCUGGAACUGGACAUGACACCUUUCAUGGCUUCCAGCAAAGAGAGCAGGAUGAAUGGGCAGUACCAGCAGCCCACAGACAGUCUCAAUAAUGACAACAAAUACUCCCUGUUUGCUGUUGUUAACCAUCAAGGGACCUUGGAGAGUGGUCACUACACCAGCUUUAUCCGGCAGCACAAAGACCAGUGGUUCAAAUGUGAUGACGCCAUCAUCACCAAAGCCAGCAUCAAGGACGUGCUGGACAGCGAAGGGUACCUGCUAUUCUACCACAAACAGUUCCUGGAAUAUGAGUAGCCUUAUCUGCAGCUGGUCAGAAAAAAGGAAGGCAACAAGUUAGCAAGCCUCAUAAGAUGACCCCCAGCCUCCCUGACUCCAUGAUACCGCCUCCCUUGCCAGCAUCUGCCCACAUGGCUCCUCUGUGAGGGGAGCCGGUGCCAGAGUAGACAUGCGCUGCAGAGCCUUGCAGGAGAUAGCUGAGUGGGGCAUGUACCCUGGUGGGAAAAGAGCCAGGACACCCUCACUGACAGCUCUCCUGUGCUCCUUAGAGCUCCAUGGGGUCCAGGGGUUCUCACAACACAGAGCAGCUUUUGCCUGGUGUUUCCUUCCCACAUGCAGAGUUUAAAAGGUGCUCGCCUGUUCAAAACUUUUGGGUCCAUUGAUGCUGUAAAAUAGACGUUCAAGGACAGAAGACUUGCAUGCACCUUUCUCUCGGGGGAGGGCCUGGUAGUGUGUAGUGUGAACUCCUCACCCCAUUUCCUGCAGCUGUCCAGCAGCUCCAGAGCCUACGGACCCCAGGCCUCGAGUGGCUCCAGGUGUCUGUUCCGCAGGCAACUCAGUGUCCCUGCAUGUGGAAGCAUCAGCCCAGGUGUCUCCUUCCGUUGUCCUAGGAUAGGCGUUUUCUUUUCCUUCCCUUUCUUUCCCACAGUGGUGAAUUUAUAAGUGUAAUAAUAGUAAAGUGAAUGAUUAUCAAGUUUUACUAAAAUCUAGAUAGUUUCUCCCUUAUUCUCAAGAGUGAGCCUUGCUUUUUUAACUAGUGCUGUUCUGUUGUUCCCCCCUACGCAUACACCUUUUCCCUCCCCAGGAACAGCAUCAAAGGCUGUGGAGGACUGGCUGCCACUCAGAAAGGUGUUUUGAUUAAUGAAGAGUUUCUUGGUGGCUCCAUUGGCCCCCUUCCUCCCCUUUUCCUUUUUUUCUCUCUGGUCAUUGGUCUGGUCCCAGUGCCUCUCCAGGGCUGUGUGGUGUCCAUGCAUUGGAUUUGAAGCUAAAGGGUCCCUGAUGUGUGUCUCUGCAUUUGCUGUGAUUUCGGUUGUAGUGGGAAUAAAAUGACUUUGUGAUUGAGCUUAUCAGCAGACCUAAUCAAGGAUGUUCCUUGUCAGAUAUCUUUGCAUGAAUCUUUCAAUUCAAACCCAGACAAUUCUGAGCAAUGACAACCUGGGGGACUUGAGGUUAGGAGUGCAGUUUUAACCUAGCUUGUGUCUCUCUGCUGUCCCUGCUCUGCAAGAGCUGUCUGUAUGUGUUGUGGGGUGUUCAUCCUGGAGGAGCAGGGCAAGCUGUAGCCAGGUCCACAGUGCUUCUCUUAGCACCAGGAUGCAAGUUGUAUAGGCUUUGUGGGCUUCACCUUUUCUGUCACAGGUAGUGCUAAAUAGUGAGCAUGCCGUGUUGUAGUACAUAGUCCUGUACUCGUGGACUGUGAAAUUUGAAUUACAUACAAUUUUCAAGUGUUAAGAAAUUUUUGAGUUUUUUAAAAACUAUCUGAAAAUGAUAAAACUCCUUAGCUGACUGGCCACACAAAAAAGCAGGCAGGGUCUGGUUCAUAGCUAGUUAAGUUGGGGUGGGGGCAGUGAACACAGGAAGCACCAGUCACAGAGUUGGCAGGUUGCAAAGUAGCCACAGUGGUAUGGUGUGUAAGCUCUUGCCUAGUUCAUUUCUCUGUUGUAUUUCUGCAUUUAAAGAAUACGUGUUGAUGUGUGGUUUAAAAUAAGCAUCUUCAGAGGAAUUUGGAUGGGCCCAAAUUUUCAGGCCUGGCCCCAUGCCACCAGGUUCUACAUGUCUGUGACUAUGCUGUGAAGCUCUCUCUGGGGAAGAGAUGUUGUCUCUUAAUCAGGAACAUAUCUGUUGGAAAGGAGACAUAGCUGAAGUCGUCCUGUAGGGCUCUGAGCCGUGAAGCCCUCCCUUCGGUGCCCUGUGAUGCCUGGCCUUAAUGGUUGUUUGGGAACAGGUGAGAAACAAGCAGGUGUGCCGACCAGGCCUGCUGCCCCAUCCCUACCCACCCCCUACCUGCCUCUGCUUGUGUACAGUGGCAUUGUUUGUUGUGGAACAUUAUCUACAGAAAAAGCCACAUCAGUUUUUUAUAGGCAUUAUUUUAAACUUUUAUCCAGAUUAUUCCCCUGGUCUGUGGUUUUGGCAUUCAAAGCACUGUCUGGGCCAGAGGCCCGGCGUAUCACAUUCCUGCUUGGCCUUGCCUUAUGCUGGGCAGGCCCUCAGCAUAAGGUCCCCCAUUUGAUAUGCUCAUGUGUAUUUGCUUUGUAGGGAACAUCUUUACAUUAUAGGUUUGGGCAUCUCUUUUCUUAGCUCCCAGUCUGGCUACUGAAUCAGGAAAAUGGUUUGCCUGUUUCCUCAUAACCAACCUGUGUAGGUGUUCAGGUUUUCCCAGAUGGACUCUUACACCCUGCCCCUCAGAAAAUUAAGAGAACCUGUAUUUCUAAGAUGCCAGCUAUCAUCUCAGAGCUUCAUCAUAGCGCAAUGGACCUUUGCUCGUCAGACAUCUAAAGGGAGCAUUUGAGCAUGUGAAGUACCAGAAGUGAAGGGUGGCCCAGGACAGAGCGAUGUCCCCCCUCCCCACCCCAGGGCCUCUCCCAGCAACACCCUGUGCUUUAUACCUGAGUGCCAUCCUACCUUAGCUUGGUGUAUAUGCUUUCCUUGUGUAAAAUCGCUGUUCUUUUGACAAUUCAAGUGACUUGUUUUGUUUAUUGUAGCUGAAAACAAACAUUGUAAGAAAAAAUUUCCAUAAUUGUGCUGUGAUUCAAGAUUUUAUUACCAAAAUGUUUACACCCACCUUCUCUGUGUCCCUUUGAGGGCAUUUGGCCCUCUCCACCCCAGUGGCUUGUAGUCUUUCCUGUGCUAUAAUAAAGCUACAUUUUAUUCUGAAAA
Heterocephalus glaber (naked mole-rat) is the source of this 4775-nucleotide messenger RNA. It is a transcript of the gene Usp22, whose product is annotated as ubiquitin specific peptidase 22. Gene Ontology annotation, molecular function: cysteine-type deubiquitinase activity; zinc ion binding. Gene Ontology annotation, biological process: protein deubiquitination. The record is from RefSeq and is a predicted model, not a curated record. Lineage: Eukaryota; Metazoa; Chordata; Mammalia; Rodentia; Bathyergidae.